This is a messenger RNA of Cryptomeria japonica (Japanese cedar), 585 nucleotides long. RefSeq lists its product as uncharacterized. NCBI's taxonomy places the organism in Eukaryota, Viridiplantae, Streptophyta, Pinopsida, Cupressales, Cupressaceae. Gene Ontology annotation, molecular function: RNA-DNA hybrid ribonuclease activity; nucleic acid binding. Bases 1 to 585 code for a protein of 194 amino acids. The transcript has a single exon. The record is from RefSeq and is a predicted model, not a curated record.
AUGAUUACAAGGACAUGGAAAUCUCUGUCUAGCAUCCCUUCUCAUGGGUCUGUUGUAAGGGGUUUGGGUAAUAGGAAUAAGAGAAUUGCGGCUAGAUGGGCUCCUCCUCCUCUGGGUCAUUUCAAGCUUCACUUUGAUGGUGCUUCUAGGGGAAAUCCGGGUCUGGCUGGGGUUGGUAUGGCCAUUUUUGACCAUAAUGCAGUCCUAAUAGCAACUGAUUGUCAUGCCCUUGGGUCUCAAUCAAACAAUUUUGCUGAAUGUCAAGCUUUAUCACUUGGGAUUGAUUUGGCUAUUUCCUUAGGGAUCAAGCACCUUUCGAUCCAGGGGGAUUCAAUGGUAGUCAUUCAAAGUGUUUUGAACUGCAAGAGUAAUUAUUGGCACUUGAAGUACAUAAUUGAUCAUAUUUUGGAGAAAUUAUCCUUCUUUGAUACUUUUGUAUUAUCUCAUUGUUUUCGAGAGUUAAAUAAACUGGUAGAUUUUCUGGCUAAUUUGGCUAUUGACUUUGGUGCCCACCAUAAGAGUAUAGCAGUAUGUGACAUUCCUCAAGACGUCCUCCUCGGGUAUAUGUCCCAUCCCAAAGAUUAA